Messenger RNA from Gasterosteus aculeatus aculeatus (three-spined stickleback), 2142 nucleotides. It is a transcript of the gene wbp2, whose product is annotated as WW domain binding protein 2. NCBI's taxonomy places the organism in Eukaryota, Metazoa, Chordata, Actinopteri, Perciformes, Gasterosteidae. The record is from RefSeq and is a predicted model, not a curated record. Gene Ontology annotation, molecular function: chromatin DNA binding; transcription coactivator activity. Gene Ontology annotation, cellular component: nucleus. Gene Ontology annotation, biological process: positive regulation of DNA-templated transcription.
CGGUGAGCGUGUCACGCGAAUGGCGGAAGGACAGGUGCAACAUCACAACCAAGCAGAAUUAUCGAAACAACCGUUAUCAACGCAGGGGGAAAAAAGCUACCGAGGCGGCAGACAGGCCUGUAGACACGUCGUCUGGUAGAGGAACACAACCGUUCACCUUUCUGCCGUCGGGAGAGUCUGGAGGCUGGUCGACAUGACUCUGAACCAGAACAACUCGGAGUCCGGCGGAGUCAUCAUCAACAACAGCGAAAGUGUGUUGAUGAACUACGAUAACGUGGAGCUUGUCUUCUGUGAUGCGGACAGUCUGCCAGAAGCCUUCAGAAAGAGCAAGAAAGGCAGCAUCUACCUAACUCCAUACAGGGUGAUCUUUCUGGCUAAAGGGCGGGAUGCACUGCAGUCCUUUAUGAUGCCCUUCUACCUUAUAAAGGGCUGUGAGAUAAAACAACCUGUAUUGGGAGCCAAUUACAUCAAGGGCACUGUCAACUCUGAGCCUGGAGGUGGCUGGGAGGGCACUGCUACGUUCAAGCUCAUCUUUGCUGCUGGAGGAGCUAUAGAGUUUGGCCAGCACAUGCUGCAGGUUGCAGCGCAGGCGUCAAGAGGUCAGCCAGUGACUUCUGGGUUUGGUGGAUGCCCUUACAUGGCUAACGGGGCUUAUGCUUACCCUCCUCCCCCUGCUAAUGGGAUGUACCCCGCUGGACCUCCCCCCGGCUACUCCUACCCCAACCCUCCUCCACCAGGUGUAUUCUACCCCAACCCUCCAGCGUUUGAUGCGUCUGCGGCCUACAUACCCCCGCCUCCUUAUUCUGCUCCUCUAGGCCAGCAGCCCCCACAUGACCCGGACCUUCCCUCCUCAGCAGCAGCGGAGGCCAAAGCUGCUGAAGCCGCCGCAAGCGCUGGCGGUGCCACACCAGCUCCUACACAUGUGUACCUGCCACAGGACAAGCCUCCCCCUUACUCUCCUCCUGAAGACAAGAAGAACCAGUAGACCUGCCGGAUCUCCAUCUCUUGUUCUCUCUACCCUCGGCCAACGUAGACACCCCCCCCCCCCUCCCCCUCUCAUCUCUCCGGUCACCUUCCGACUCAUUCCUUGUGGUUUCACCUUCUCAUCUUCUACCUUUCACAUUGCUUUUAAUUAUUCAUAAAUUGUGAUAGGUUUCAUUCCCUUCAGAAGCACGGAAUGGGAGGAGUUGGUAGCAAUCUUUGAGGGAACGCCACAGUUGUCUGGAUUUAGAGGCUAUGUGGUUGACAACAUUUGUUUUUAGCAUUUGUUUUUAGCAUUCAAUUUGCCUUGCAGCUCUCCUGGGAAUCAUACCGCCACCCUAAACUUCAGAUUCAUAUUUUUCUCUAUUAAAACUAGGAGGCACCUAACCACGUUUACUUUGCUAGUGGCAAGCUGAAUGCAGUGUUUUCUUUUUCUAUUAUUUGUUUGUACAGGCUUUUAAUAUGUAGACCUUUUGAACAUGGGAACAUUUUCUCGAGAAGACUAACCUAGAGGGUUAAACAAAACUUUUGUAAAGGGAGCGGAUUGCCCUGGCAUGUUUUAGUGGACGAGAGGAGCAAAGAUUAGAGCAGCGGCGAGCCGACGCGUUGAAUUCCUGAUCCUGGAUUAGAGCAGAGAGCGAGGGCAACGAGGCGGGGAGGGAUUAUGAGCAGAGCAGUUACCCAAUGAUGUCACUUCCUGUUUCUCUUAUGGCUCUAAACAAAUCGAGGAAAACAAAUGGUUCGACUCACUGUCAUUCUGCUUCACCUUUCAUUCUUCUGUCAUUUUAGACGUUGUGGAAACAAAUAAAAGGCGUUUCUACUUUUCUGUGGUCGUGAUCUUUACUCCGCAGUUGGAAUCUAAUGUGAGCGCCCUCAGUAUCUGAGUAUCUACUCUUCCUUCCUCUCUAGUCACAUAUCUAUAUACUGUAUCUGUGGCACAUCCGCGGCUGAUUCUUUGCACUCUCAGAAUGCUACGUGUCGGGCUCCUGUUCGCUCUGUCAUGGCUGUGUGUAUUAUAAUAACAAUAAAGCUCUAUUUAUUUCAAACUAAUUUAUCGAAUAAUUCAUGUAAAAUGGCUCAAGUACAAAAAAGAAAGCACGAUCUCAACUAGUGCAUGUGUGCAUUGGAUUUUAUUAAACGGAUGUUGAUUCAUGUGAAAAA